CAAACACACAAAAGGAGAGGUGUUGCUGGUUGCUGGCUGGAGGAGGAAGCAGACGGGCCUUGCUUGCUUGCUUGUUGCGAGUGUCCUUUCUGCACCACUGUUGGUGUGCGUGCCAUCACGGAAGAAGCAUAGGGGCAAGUGCUGCUGUACGUCCGUCUUUGGAAUACACAAGCAUUGUCCGUUGCAGCAGCCAUGCCAAAGAAGCGCUACAUCCCAGACUUCUUGCUCGUCGGCGAGUUUUGCGAGGUCGUCGGUCCCACUGCCGUGCUCACGCUCCCGGCAGUCAAGCAUGAUUUCUUGAAUGAGCUCGUCCUGACGGUCCUCACAUCGGACCUUCAAGUUGGAGCAUCCACGCACGCGGGUCACUUUGAGUUGGCACAAGACGCUCAAUCCAUCAUGGACUUUCCAAAGGCCAAUCUGCACGUUCUGUCCAACUUUGUGACGCUGUGCGAUAUCAAGGCACGCGGGUAUUCGCGAACCUAUUGCUUCUGCUACGUGACGCAGGAUCAGCACAAGCUCACGCAACACAGUCAAGCCAUCAUCCAGGAACUUGAUGUGGUGUGCAAGCUGCUGCACUAUGCGAACAUGGAGAUAUUUCGUUCCGAUCUCGAGAGCACGCUCAGACAGCUGCAGCUCAACAAAGGCUUCCUGUCCAAUCUUCCCAGUGGAGAGGACACCGAGCAACGGCUGAAGGAGACGGAGUUUCGGCUGCAGCGCUAUGCACAGAUCCUGCAGACAGCAAAGGCGUUUAUCAGGAAGGAGCGAACGAAUGUUCGCACGUAUCUGGAUCACUUGGAAGGGCGUGGAGCAAGCAACGUGCGGUCCCGCACACACACAUUCAACACGUCCCAGAGCACGCCCAGGAAAGAGCGAGGGCUGUCGUUCUCUGGGAGCGACGCCCCACUGCUCCACUCGUCAAGCUCAAUGGAGAGCGAAGAGACGACGACUGCGACGUCGCCGCUGCGCCCGCUGCGCGCUCUGGUUGAGCCGUACUACCACGUGGUGCACUCGCGACUGCAGAAGCUGCUCGAGUACUACCGCCGCCGCUGCACGGUGCUCGCCAUGUCUGCCCAGGAGGCCGAGCUCUUGGAUCCGCCCUGCACCCUCCUCACCAUCGGCAGAUGCGUCGUCCUCAACUUCUUCGAGGAACCAUCACACGAGCAGCAGCACGGCGUGACGCAUGCACCAAUGUCGCUUUACAGCACACCACUGCUGUCCUCCCCCGCUCGCCGUCGCCGCCCACUCGACGGACCCACCUUCCAUUUCGACACCUCGAGUCAAUCAUUUCUCCUCCAACCAUCAGGCUCCCCCGGUGACGGCACGGACAGCUCCUACUUUGAUCCGUCGUACUCAUUCUUCGAAUCUCCGUCCAGCCCGCGGCACACGCACGACGUGCUGUCGUUCUACUCUGCACGGGAGACGUUUUCGGACAUGGAUGAGCGGGUGUUGGACGGUCCAAUCAUCGAGGAUGAGGAGUCGAUGCACAGCGCCAAGGACCAUUGGAGCUUUGACAGCGCGGACCAGGUGUCCUUUCGCGGCGGACAAAUUCUCCGGCAGUUGUCCGGUGGCGCCAACUUGCUCGACAUCAGCGAUGUUCCGUCAGACCCAGACCUGUCGUUUGAGGCGACGCCACACGUGCGCACCCCAACAGACCGAGACGCGUUCACAGCGCACACCGAAGACACACAGGAGGCGAACGCGGAGAGCAUACGCGCACUGGUAGCCAACCACAGCGGCGGCGGUGAUGGCGGCGAUGAUGGUGGCAGUGAACGGGGUGGUGCUGUUGAGAAUGACGUUCGUGGGGACACACCGAGUGGUGUCGAUACUGAUGGUGGUGGUGGUAUGGAUGGACGUGCUGAAGGUGCCGAUGGCGGUGACGACAGUGGUGGUGAUGGCGUGCGCACACACGAGCGACACAACAGCGAUACAUCCACGCUGGUGGGCGGCGUGGAGGACGACCUGCACCAUCCCCAUCUCGUCAGCGGGGAGCACUCGGACGUGGAAGAGGGAGGCGGUGAUGGCUCGGUGGCGGUGCACCAGGGCCAACAGCCAGCAAAGAAAAAAGACCACGACCAAGGGGCAAAAGAAGAAGAAGAAGAAGAAGAAGAAGAACAACAACAACAACAACAACAACAACAACAACAACAACAACAACAACAACAACAACAACAACAACAACAACAACAACAACAACAACAACAGCCAUCAUCAGGCCGUCUGCAGCGUGCGCGACCGCGUCAGCUUGUCCUCGGCUCCGUCGCCGCCUCCGAAGUUGCAUCCGUGUUCUCAUCACCACAGCGCGGCCAGCGUACCACCAACGCAGACGUGAGCGUCGCCAUGAGCAUCCCUGUCACGUACCGUCAGGACGGCUGGUCCACGCCAACGAGCACACGGCAGUUUUCCUUCCAGUCCUCGGCAGAUCACACAUCCUACCAGUCGCGCUCAAAGCCAGGUGCCGGGAUUGUGCAGUUUAUGCAGCGCUUCUCCUUUGCGCGCCACGUCGUCUUCGCCCUCCUCACCGGAAGAUGUGUCGUCGUCAUGGGAUCGCCUGGACGCGAGGAGGAGAUUCGAGGAAUUGUUCGCACCCUCUGGUUCUUUGUCGUCGGCCACUCGUCCUGGAACAAGGUGGUGCCGUGGCGAGCAUCGUCGACGCUGACACUCACGGACCUGAGCACCGUGAAGCUGAUUGGGAUGCCGCGCUCGUGUGUUGUGCAGAUGCACCGGCCCCUCCUCAACUUCAUCUCCAUCCUCGACUUGGACGAGGACGUGUUCACGGGUCUCACAUACACUGGCGACGCCCUCGAUCUUCCAUUCUCCAUCCCGCUCAAGCCGCGCCUUGAGUCCACGCUACUGUCCUGUUUUCACAAGGUCUAUCUUGACCUCGCGUGGAAGGCGUACUUCUACUACCACCGCCUCUGUGUCCGCACGCACCAGACGCAAUAUAGACCGCAAGUCAGCACGCAGGCGGCAACGCCGUGGUUCGAUAUCAUCACGCAGCGAAAGACGAUGGACAAGCUCAACGUCGUUGGGAAUGAUGCGGACAUUGUGAAGUACUUUGCAGAGGUGGUGAAGCGACAGCAGAUGGCACACGACACCAUGGGUUUCGGUGACGGCUCAUCAUCCCACCCGCCCACAGUUCAGCUCAACUUUAAACCGGCGAAGCGGCAUGAGAACACAGCAUCUGCAGCGAAGUAGCAGCAGCAACAACGCCUCUGUUGCCCUUUUCUAGUCGGUCUGCUUUUUCCUCUGUAAACGCCUUCUAUGCCCACCUGUUUCGUCUCUCUCUUGCUAUCUCUCUCUCUUUUUUUUUUUCUCUCUGUCUCUGUCUCUCUCUUGCUGUAUUCGCUGCCGUGCUGCAAUGCAUGUGUGAUGGCUUUGUUUAUUGUUGUUCAUAACCGAUGAUGAUACGCGUGCCAAGGAAAGCGCUCUGUAAACACACACACACACACA
Molecule: messenger RNA, 3450 nt
Organism: Salpingoeca rosetta
Lineage: Eukaryota; Choanoflagellata; Craspedida; Salpingoecidae
Exons: 26
Coding region: 193-3195 (1000 amino acids)
Cellular component (GO): guanyl-nucleotide exchange factor complex
Molecular function (GO): GTPase activator activity
Source: RefSeq, a predicted model, not a curated record